AGACAAAGGAAUAAGAGAGGGGGACUCAGUGCUGUUGACGAUUGUGGCUAGGCGAGUAGCAAUACAAAGCGUUCUUUGCAGCAAACAGGUUCACGUGUUAAUUUCUAUAUCAACAGGUUAUGGGCCCAGCUGUACGCACAGCUAACAGCUACUCUGUCUGAACAAUUAUUUUUUUUGUGUGUGUCCCCGGCUAACUGUUCCCAAGAAAUUAGAAAUUCUUUUCUGGAGUGAUGGAGAAAGAUGGCCGCCGCCAUGUUGUAUGGUGUCUGAAUGGGAAAAACUACGCGUCUUGGAAAUUUGGAAUGAAGCUGGCGUUACAAAGUGUUGAGCUUUGGGAAGUCGUGAACGGGACUCAACGGCAACCUGCUGAAAGACGCAAUGCUGACCAGGUGAUUGAAAAUGCAGCUGAUAUAACCAACUGGAACAAGAGAAAUACCACGGCAAUGCAGAACAUAUUUGGCGCCAUCAAAGAAGACCAAUCAAGGAUCCUGAUGUCUUGUAGCACAGCCCAAGAGAUGUGGAUGAAAUUGGAGACUGAGUAUGAAGAAGAUGCCGCAGACAAUGCACCUCUAUUGUGGACAAAGUUCUAUGGAUGCACAUUUCGACCAAGCCAAAGUGUAUCAAGCUUCCUGACUGAGUUGGAACAGAUAGCAUUCCGUCUGAAGAGCCUCAACAUAGCUAUUGAUGAUAAUCAAAUAAUGGCAAAGAUACUCAUGUCGCUUCCUCCAGAGUUCCGUGUUUUUGCCUUUGCAUGGGACAGCACGCCUGUUGCAGAGAAAACUCUCAAGAAACUGACUACUCGCCUUAUAGCAUUGGACAAGAGCCUGCGCAACGACGAAGAAGCAAAAUCGACAUCUGAUACUGCCUAUCUCAGUAAGCCGAACAGAGAUGAAUCACAGCACAAAGAGCAAGCACUUCCUGCCCAGUACGGUCAGAACAAAGGAAAAAGCCACCCUUCCAGUCAACAUGCUGGUAUACCGAGAACAUGCUGGGAGUGCAACUCCACUACGCAUGUUAGAGCUCAAUGCCGUCAAUACAAACGCCGGCGUGAGAGAGAAGGAGAAGAAGCGGACAGAAAAAGGAAGCGUUACGAUCGACAUGACAGAAGAGAUGAUAAACUAUGUAAGCUCCCAGGAGCAACUGGCCGAUGCACUCACGAAACCCCUGGCUGCUCCACGCUUCAAGUAUCUCCGUGACAAGAUUGGCGUUCGGGGUGUAGGGGAGGUGUAACUGAAGAGUUAAAGGAGGCUGAUAUUUCUUUUCUUAUUAUUUGUCUUGUGACACUGAACCUAGUAUUUAUGUCUGAUUCAAAUAUGCUGUGUAUUCUGUGCUCAUGUUUAUUUUUGGGGGUCCAGUUUGAGGGGAGGUGUUGAGUAUAAAAGAUAAACAAACUGGACAGUGCGGCAACGCAGGAUAGCCAGGAAAGAAGAGAGGGGGAGAAGGACCUACCCAGACAAAGGAAUAAGAGAGGGGGACUCAGUGCUGUUGACGAUUGUGGCUAGGCGAGUAGCAAUACAAAGCGUUCUUUGCAGCAAACAGGUUCACGUGUUAAUUUCUAUAUCAACAC
Daphnia pulex (common water flea) is the source of this 1567-nucleotide messenger RNA. RefSeq lists its product as uncharacterized. The transcript has 2 exons. The record is from RefSeq and is a predicted model, not a curated record. Bases 231 to 1196 code for a protein of 321 amino acids. Lineage: Eukaryota; Metazoa; Arthropoda; Branchiopoda; Diplostraca; Daphniidae.